Molecule: messenger RNA, 996 nt
Organism: Penicillium cinerascens
Lineage: Eukaryota; Fungi; Ascomycota; Eurotiomycetes; Eurotiales; Aspergillaceae
Product: NAD(P)-dependent alcohol dehydrogenase
Exons: 3
Coding region: 1-996 (331 amino acids)
Biological process (GO): alcohol metabolic process
Molecular function (GO): zinc ion binding; alcohol dehydrogenase (NADP+) activity
Source: RefSeq, a predicted model, not a curated record
AUGAGCAUCACGUUCGAAGUUUUCCGGGGAUCGAAGGAUGGAAAGAUCAUUGCGGAUAAGACUACCCGCACUCUGGAACACAACGAGGUCUAUAUUGAGACCACUCACUCCGGUCUUUGUGGUACAGAUGAGCACUUCCUGAAAUCUGGACAAGUCCUGGGGCAUGAGGGCGUUGGUGUGAUCCGUCAGAUCGGCCGUGAUGUCACCAAUGUGAAGGUCGGUGAGCGGGUUGGGUUUGGAUACACCCACUAUGUGUGUGGAACCUGUGAAAGGUGCUUAACAGGAUGGGAUCAGUACUGUGAGAACAAGAAGGAAUAUGGUAGCCACGAUCACGACUUGGGAUCCUUCAGCGAGGGUGUCGUCUGGGAUGCCAGCUGUGUUGUUCCUAUCCCCGAUGGAUAUGAGUCUGCUGAUGCUGCGCCUUUGAUGUGCGCCGGUGGAACCGUCUGGACCGUUUUGUCUGAAUACGGUGUCCGAUCGACAGACCGUGUGGGCAUUAUGGGCGUCGGUGGUCUCGGCCAUCUGGCUAUCAAGCUGGCGGCUGCCAUGGGAUGCCAUGUGGUUGUCUUCUCCAGCUCUGAGGCUAAGCGCGAGGAGGCUUUUAGCUUCGGUGCCUCCGAAUAUCACGUUUUCAAGGCUGGCCAGAAGUUGACUGACUUCAAGCCGGUCAAGCAUCUCCUUCUCUGUGGCAGCGCCAACGUCGACUAUUCUUCCCUGUUCCCUCUGAUGGACAUUCACGGAUCGAUCUAUCCAUUGACCGUGGACUUUGCGCCCUCGCCGGUUCCGAUGCUGACCAUGAACACGAAGGGUGCUCGGAUCCAGGGUUCUCUCGUCGCUUCUCGCCACAGCCUUCGGACCCUGGUUCAAUUUGCUGCUGAGAAGAAGAUUGUCCCAACCACUAUGAAGUUCUCCAUGGAUAGUGAGGGCAUUGAGGAAGCGAUGCAGACACUUCGCGACGGCAAGAUGCGAUAUCGCGGUGUCCUGGUGCGUCAGUAA